Messenger RNA from Pichia membranifaciens NRRL Y-2026, 997 nucleotides. RefSeq lists its product as hypothetical. The record is from RefSeq and is a predicted model, not a curated record. Gene Ontology annotation, molecular function: RNA binding. Lineage: Eukaryota; Fungi; Ascomycota; Pichiomycetes; Pichiales; Pichiaceae. The coding region runs from base 58 to 915 and encodes 285 amino acids. The transcript has a single exon. Gene Ontology annotation, cellular component: U2-type spliceosomal complex; RES complex. Gene Ontology annotation, biological process: mRNA splicing, via spliceosome.
AGGAGGGCCGUUCAGGAGGGGAAAACAAACCUAGAGAGCACAGUGAAUGACUCAAACAUGGCUGCUUCUCUUGAAGAUUACAUAGCGAAGAAUUACAGCGGCGAAAAGAAGCGAAAGCGGAAGGAGGUGAAGGUUUUACGGGAAGAUGCAAGGAGUGACAAGCCAGUGCCGAGAGAACGUGAAGACGGCAAGGACGGUGCCGAAGCAGGCCCAAGCAAGAAGAUAAAGAAGGCUGAAGAGACGCCUGAGAGUUUAGGACGAUGGGUCAGCGUGGAAACGAACGCUGAAGUUGCGGUUCCCAAGAUGCACGAUGCGGCAGCGAGUACCAAAAGGAAAGAGGGUGGUUUGCAGAGUCAGGAGGAGAUAGCGGCAGAGCUCGCACGCAAGGAGGAGAGGAUGCGGAAAGAGUUGCAAGGUCUGAAGAAGCUUGGCGAUCGGAUGCAUACCACUGUCCACCGUGACGCCUCGGGAAGAAAACUGACCGACGCCGAGGUGAGAGAUGCCCGUGAGAACGGGAAACGGGCAGAGGACGACAGAGAGCGGAGAAGGCGCAUCGAGCAGCUGAAUAGAGACGAAGCAGGAGCUGCAAAGGAGAGAAAGAUGCAGGAGCGUUUGCAACAAGUCCGAAAUGAGGGAAUCAACGUGUACGAGAAGGACGAAGGCUUGGUCAAGGCCCAAAAGGAGGCUAUCAAAUCCGAGGACCCGGCGUUGCUGUUCGAUAAGGGGGUCAUCGGCAAACACGAGGAGGAGCUGGAAAAACAGUUUGUCAGCAUCACAGGAAGGAAGCUAUACAGAAAUGUCGGUCAGUACCCGCUGAACCGAUUCAACACGAAGCCGGGCUGGCGCUGGGACGGAAUUGUUAGAGGUAACGGAUUCGAACAAAAAUGGCACGACGCCCAGGUAAACAAAAAAUAGAGUUUCAUAUAAUUAUUAUAUCAUCAAAAAAAUAGUAGAAUCAUUGUAUUAUACAAAUAAAAAUAGCACAAAAGCAUAAGAU